Setaria italica (foxtail millet) is the source of this 2540-nucleotide messenger RNA. RefSeq lists its product as uncharacterized. Bases 423 to 1853 code for a protein of 476 amino acids. The transcript is spliced from 13 exons. The record is from RefSeq and is a predicted model, not a curated record. Lineage: Eukaryota; Viridiplantae; Streptophyta; Magnoliopsida; Poales; Poaceae.
UUCAGAAGUGUCUCUUUUCUCAGGGAAUCAUCCCAGUUUCUCUGAAUAGAACCUCAUUCAUUAUGUUUGACACUGUCCAGCCAUCUCUUUCCCCGUUUUACCCUUAUGUACAAUUGCAGUUGAGACUUGAAGGAAAUAGUGAUACACCCAAUUCUUCAUCCAUUUGGAUGCAUUUUUUUCCUCGUUAUAUGUUCUGAUAUGAGGUGAAUACUGCAUUGGGCUGACUGUUGGUGACUGCCUUUGCUAGAGGAAUUAGUCACUUCUUCUCCUUUCAAAAAAGGCAAUUGACAUUUCCUUAUGUGAUUGGUCACUAUUUGUUUGGGUACCCUCUUCUGCUCUACAUUCUUUGAGACUACGCCUGAGCUUUGUUAUAAUCUGGUAAAUAAUAGUAUAUUUAAAUUGCUUCAAGAGAAAUACCAUCUAUGCAGAAUCAUCCAUAUUGGAGCAGAAUUAAUUGUCCUCUGCUGGAGUGUAAAAUGGCAGCAGGAGCCACCUUAAACUGGGUUAAAACUCCAUUUGACUCCCGGAGAUUUCAUGAUCUAUCUAGUUUAAGUUUUCGAUGCCGUAACCCUUUUGGACCAAUUCAGCGCUGCUGGUUGCCAACUGAUCAGGACUCAUCCCUAACCAAGGUUCGCGUGGCUGCUGAUUAUUCAGACUCAGUGCCAGAUUCAAAGUACACGAGAGAUCGGGGUUAUCACCCUCUUGAAGAAGUUAAAGAGCGUUCAAGGAAAAAGGACCUGCUACUGACAGAUGUUGAAACAGCUAGAACAGUAGUAGAGGGCAAUAGCAAGGGCUUGCUUGUAUUUCCUGCAAGGGUACACAAUGAACCUCAUGGAAAUGUUGCCUGGUCAGAGUUUCAAUAUGUUAUUGAUGACUACGGAGACAUAUUCUUUGAAGUACCUGACAGCGAGAACCUCUUAGAAGAUGAUACUGCGAACAAUCCUGUGACAGUUUUAAUUGGAAUGGACGGACCCAUUAUUGGAGAAAGUAGUGUGGCGAUUAGUGAUUUUAGUGAUUACAUGGAUGGUGAAAAAUUUAUGGACGUUCCUGAUGAGCACUACAGCAAGAUUGAUACAGAAAUAACUGAUAUUCUUAUAGAAUGGGGGAUGCCAGCAACAAUGCGUGCAAUACAUCCGAUUUACUUUGCCAAAUGUUUGACAAAGGCUGUUCAUGACAAUCGUGGGGAGAAGAUGGAUAGUCCAUCAAAUAGUGUCUCUAUUGUUGGAUAUCUGAGACCUGCUUUUAUAGAGGAAGAAUCUUACUUGAGGAGCUUGUUUCAUGCCGAAUCCAACAGUGAUGGAUAUUCAUCUGACUGGAAAGUGAAUGAAACAGAUGGAUACAACACAGAAACUCGGCCAAUUUCUGGAACUAAUCACCUAGUUGAUGAUGAUAAGUCAAGAUUUGACUUCAAUGAUACCGGAACUAGCACCGGUUCGAUGAUCUACAAGCUGGAGAUAAUGACAAUUGAACUGUUCUCCAUGUAUGGCAAGCAGUUGAUGAUCGAUCCACAAGAUUUUCAAGAUUCAGAACCAGAUAUUCUUGCAAACUCUGCUUCAGCAAUUAUAGAACGGAUCAAAGAAAACAGUGAUCAGUGUGCAGUGGCUCUCAGGUCACUCUGUCGCAGGAAAAAGAGCCUUACUGUCGAGGAGGCAAGUUUGAUUGGCGUUGACAGUCUUGGUAUUGAUGUAAGAGCCUUUUCUGGCUUGGAAGCUAGGACUGUUCGAUUUUCGUUCAAUGCGCAGGCGCUCUCUGAACGUUCAGCUGAAAAAAAGAUCAGGCGAAUGCUUUUCCCACGUUAUCAGCGUAAAAGCGUGAAAACCUCCACUGAAGAUGAGUCUCAACCUAUCAGCUGACUUUUCUCUAGAAAGCACCUAAACGCCCGGUCCAAGUACAAGGGCGUCAAGGGAAUCAACAAAAGAUCUUUUAUCUGAUCUUAUUAUGCGCGUUUGCUAGGAGAUAGCGCACAACCUGUCGACUCUGAGAAUGACCUGAAGCAUCAGGGUUCCUGAUUGAGGUUUUGACUUCACUGGUGAAGGAAGGUUGGCCAUGUACGGUCUCUAACAUGCCUCCGAGUCCAAGGAUAAAGUUUGGUUUCUGACAAAUAAGAGAACAAAUAAGGUGCCAGCUCUUGUAAAAGAUGCACUGCAAUCUGAUGCUGGCGGAAAUCUGCAACUGAGUAGCUGGCCAAGCUUUGUCAGCAAUAAAUUCCAGUAAUAACGAGCCGCAAGGAGAGCGGGCAGAGUAAUAAGGUCUCCUUGGCCUGAAACAGUUCUUAUCCUUUCUUUUUUAAAAAGAAGAAGAAGAAGAAGAAGAAGAAGAAGAAGAAGAAGAAGAAGAAGAAGAAGAAGAAGAAGAAGAAGAAGAAGAAGAAGAUAGUAUCCUGUACUCGAAUCAGUUCUUGAUACCCCAACCUGUAACUAACUUCUUGUCGUCUCUUUCAUGUCUGAAUAAAUGUAACGCAACUGUGAUUAUGUGUCGUUUGUUCACCUACAGAAACGAAUAUAGAAUGAUAAAGUUUCGAGAGCCUUUUCUUGGUUGAA